This is a messenger RNA of Neolamprologus brichardi, 900 nucleotides long. It is a transcript of the gene aqp8a.2, whose product is annotated as aquaporin 8a, tandem duplicate 2. Gene Ontology annotation, biological process: transmembrane transport; water transport. The record is from RefSeq and is a predicted model, not a curated record. Gene Ontology annotation, molecular function: water channel activity. Gene Ontology annotation, cellular component: plasma membrane; basolateral plasma membrane. NCBI's taxonomy places the organism in Eukaryota, Metazoa, Chordata, Actinopteri, Cichliformes, Cichlidae.
UGAGUACAGAGAAGCCAGCUGCAAGUGCAAGCAAAUAAGGAGCGACAAUGGGCGAGGAGCAAAUUGAAAUGGGCGAUUCUGCUCUAAUGGAGCCUAUGAAGACUAAACCCGUGUUGAAACCUCAACCUAACAAAUACGAGAGAUUGUACCAGCCCUGCUUGGCUGAAAUUGUGGGGACCUUGUUCUUUGUUUUCAUCGGCUGUGUGUCUGUGAUCGAGAACGUACCAGAAGCUGGACGGCUACAGCCAGCCCUGGUGCACGGUCUGGCUGUAGCCGUGCUGGUGGCUGUCAUGGAUAAAAUCAGUGGCUCUCACUUUAACCCUCCCUUCACUGUUGCCAUCUACCUGUGUGGAGGCAUGGACCUGAUGAUGGCGGGGCUCUAUAUUGUCUGCCAGCUGAUUGGAGGAGUGGUGGGAGCUGGAAUGGCCAAGCUGAUGACCCCUCCAGAACGCUUCAUCAAUGCCACGGGAGCAGCGUUUACUAUCCUCAAGUCAGACAGCCAGCUGUCACGAGCCAUAUUCGGAGAGGUGGCCAUGACCUGCCUGAUAACUUUGGUGGUGCUGCUGGUGGCCGUCAAUACCAGGACGAAAACCCCACUGGCUCCUUUCCUGGUGGGCUGUACGGUCAUAAUCAAUGUCUUGGCAGGGGGUGAUAUAUCAGGAACGUGUCUAAAUCCUGCCAGGGCUUUCGGUCCAGCUGUGGUGACCGGCUACUGGACUUACCACUGGGUGUACUGGGUCGGUCCCAUUGGGGGAGGUCUUGUGGCUGCUGCUUUGGUCAGGAUCAUUCUGGGUGAUGAUAAACUCCGAAUCAUAAUGAAAUGACUCCAUUUACAGCUGUGGUGCAGGAUUCAAUAUAUCCAUAAGCUCUGUCUUUCACUCCAUAUAUUUAAAAAAGGGC